GCCCCUCUCUCUCUCUCUCUCUCUGUCUCUAUCUCUUUGUCUCUCUGAGAGCAUGAAAUGCUACAAAAAGGAAGGAAAUAGUGAAGAAAAUGUCAGUCGGAUUAUUCCAGUGGAACGCGCGGCAAUACCUUGAUUAUCGAUAUCAACGGUAUUUAAAAUAUUUAUUCUGGUGCUGUAAGACACGUUUCGAGUGUCUGCCAUCGACAUCAGAUUUAGAAUAAUCGGCUGAUAGCGUCGCACAAGAUUACUAACGAUGGCGAUACAGUUAUUGUCCUUAAUUCCUCUAUUCGCUACUGUUCAUGGCGCAACCUUGGGAUUAGGGCCGAGGAUAGUGGAAGGAAGACUUGCCGAGCCAGGAGAAAUCCCCUACCAAGUUUCUAUUCAACUAAUUGAAACAGAGCAUCACUUUUGCGGUGGAUCUAUAAUUGACCAGUGGCACAUAUUGACCGCCGCUCACUGCGCAAUGCCUUUCGUUGACUCGAAGGAAGACAUUUUGGUCAGUGUGGGAGUAACGGAUCUAGAAAAAUCGCGUUCGAUUUAUUUUGUCGAGUCCAUUUAUGUGCACGAAUAUUACGACCCCAGCGAUUCAUGGAUCAACGAUAUCGCUUUAAUUAAGCUUCAGACUCCAAUUGAAUAUUCGCGUUUGGUAGCCCCCGUCGAGUUGAUGACGAAUCAAACUGUCGAGGCCACCUCAAUAGCAGUCGUAUCGGGAUACGGCAGAUUAUGGUUUGAAGGAAGAAAUACUCCACAUCUGUACGUCACAGAAUUGAAAAUAACCGAUCGCGCCUCCUGCAAAAGAACAUACGCGAAACGUGGGGUGCAUGUUCACAACACGCAAAUCUGCGCAAAUGAUCCAACAAAAAUAACGGGCGCGUGCCAGGGAGAUUCCGGCGGCCCUCUCACUGUCAAUGGUAAACUCAUAGGAAUCGUCUCGUGGGCGGUGGGUUGCGCUAGCACAACAUUUCCCUCCAUAUUUACACGCGUGCCGUCAUACAUCGACUGGAUAGAUGAGCACAUCGUAUAACUUGAAGUAAUUAACGAAAUAUAGAAAUCUAUUUUAAUGACAUAUACAGGGAAAUCGAAAAUCGAUGUGUACGCAACUCAAUGACCAAACGUAGAUGUAAUAAAUCGCUAAAUAUACGU
Molecule: messenger RNA, 1143 nt
Organism: Vollenhovia emeryi
Lineage: Eukaryota; Metazoa; Arthropoda; Insecta; Hymenoptera; Formicidae
Product: chymotrypsin-2-like
Exons: 8
Coding region: 254-1024 (256 amino acids)
Biological process (GO): proteolysis
Molecular function (GO): serine-type endopeptidase activity
Source: RefSeq, a predicted model, not a curated record